GUCAUCCAUCGUCUCACAAAUUGGGUCACUCUGAUCCGAACGACCCGCAGACUCAGUGCGCUGCACCCUGGAAAAAUGCGAUCAUAUUCGUUAUUACUGUAAAUGGAUAUGGACGUCAACAUGCUGUUUUUGACUUUGCUGAUGUGUUACAAUCCGUAUGUUUUUGGACAGUUUGAGGAUAUUAACAUUGAGGAGGAUCUUUCUCCUGACUUGACCGACUUUGAUUUGGAUAUUUCUCCCCGUAGAGUGCCUCGCCAGGUGAAAUCCAUGCUUAUUAAGGAGACCAAACCGCAUAUCCAGGAGCUGUCGGUGAAGACCACCAUUAUCUCCCGAUACGCCUUCACGGCGGUGUCGUGCACCAUGCUCAACCGGCACUCCGCCGCCGCCGAGGGCGUCUUCCAGUUCCUGAUUCCCAAGAACGCCUAUGUCUCGAACUUUACCAUGAUCAUUGGGGGGCGUGUCUACCCCAGUGAGGUCAGGCCCAAGGAGAAGAAGGUCAAACAGGGGAAGGGCGGUGAGGCCAAACCCAAGAACAAGGAGGCAGGUGAACAGAGUAGCGAACCAGAGGUGGAGGUGUUCAGGAUGGGGGCCAGUAUCCCAGGUCGUAACCGGGCCAUGUUCAUGCUGACCUAUGAGGAGCUGCUCCAGCGGAGGCUGGGGAGGUAUGAGCAUGUGACCAGCCUGAGACCCCUGCAGCUGGUCAGCCGUCUCAGUGUGGACGUCACCAUUGUGGAUCACUCCACCAUCACCCACCUGGAGGUGCUGCCACUGCGCAACGGCAAGAGCAACACGGCCGUAGCCAGUGGUGCCAGUUCAGCGAAGACACCUGCCAAGCCUGCUCUUCCUGUUUCCACGGUGAUCAAACAAAAUAAGACGUUCUGUAGGAUCACCUUCAGCCCCAACAUCGUUCAGCAGGCUAAGAUCACCACCAGCGGCAUGCUGGGAGAGUUUGUGGUGCACUAUGACGUGGAGAGAGAGCUGGGGAUAGGAGACAUACAGGUUCUGAACGGCCAUUUUGUGCACUACUUCGCCCCAAAGGAUCUGCCGGUGGUGCCCAAGAACGUGGUGUUUGUGAUUGACACCAGUGCCUCUAUGCUGGGCACCAAGAUCAGACAGACUAAGGAUGCCCUGUUCACGAUCCUGAGGGACCUGCGUCCAGGCGACCGGUUUAACUUUGUCAGCUUCUCCAACCGUAUCAAGGUGUGGCAGCCCAACCGCUUGGUCCCCGUCACGCCUCUCAACGUCCGAGACGCCAAGAAGUUCAUCUAUAUGCUCCAACCCACUGGAGGCACUGACAUCAACGGUGGCAUACAGACCGGCUCCUCAUUGCUAAGCGGCUAUCUGAACGCCGACCCAGACGCCAACCACAACAGUGUGUCUCUCAUCAUCUUCCUGACAGACGGGCGGCCCACGGUGGGCGAGCUGCAGUCUCCCAGCAUCCUCAGCAACGCGCGGGCGGCGGUGAAGGAGCAGUUCUGCGUGUUCACCAUUGGGAUGGGGAACGAUGUGGACUACAGGCUUCUGGAACGCAUGGCCCUGGAAAACUGUGGGAUGAUGAGGAGGAUACAUGAGGAUUCAGAUGCCAGCACCAUGCUCAAAGGGUUUUAUGAUGAGAUAGGCACUCCACUGCUCUCUGACAUCAGGGUGAAUUACACAGAGGACUCGGUCCAGUACGUCACCCAGCACCUCUUCACCAACUAUUUCAACGGCUCAGAGAUCGUCAUCGCCGGCAAAUUGACCAAUCAAAGUGCAGACUCCCUGCACGUCCAGGUCACCGCCAGCAACAGCGACAAGAGCAUCGUCCUGGAGACAGACGUGGCGUUACGGCAAAGGGAGGUGGAGACGGAGAGGCACGUGAAGGAGGCGGCGGCCGGGGUGGGGUCAGGGGUUACAGGUGCGGGCACGACAGGGUCAGUGGCGGAUGAUUUCGUGGAGCGUGUAUGGGGUUUCCUGAGUGUGAAGGAGGGGCUGAGGUCCAGGCUGAAGAGCCAGACCAGCAGGGAGAGAGAGGGACAUACCCAGCAGGUGACUAACCUCUCCCUGACAUACCACUUCCUCACGCCCCUCACCUCCCUGGUGGUGGAAAAACCUCAGGUGCUGGCCGACGGAACCAUGGCCGAGGAUACACCCACCCCCACCGCUGUAACCACAGAGACAAAUAAGAAGGCUGUUUCAGCCAAUGAGCUGUCGGAUAAGAUGGAAGGGGAGGAAGACACAGCCCAGAGCCUGCACUUGAAGAAAGACCAGCCGGGUGGACAGAGUUCCACAGUUACCAAGACAACGGCUAAAGUUUUGAAGAGGCCAGCCCAAAAAUCCGUAACCAUCUCCAAAACAUCAGCGGACGGCGAUCCCCACUUUGUGGUUGAGUUCCCCCUCAGUAAACUGACUGUGUGUUUCAACAUCAACGGAGAGCCAGGACACAUUCUCAGAAUGGUAUCUGACCACAAGCACUCUGGUGUGACAGUAAACGGUAAGCUGAUAGGCGCCCCGGCACCAGCGGGCAGCCACAAACAGCACAGGACAUACUUCAGCACCAUUACCAUCGUGGUGAACCGACCCAAACGUUCCUACAUCGAGGUCACCCCCAAGAAGGUCAUUCUGGAUGGACGUGACCGCCUGGUCCUGCCCUGCGACACCACAGUCUCCGUGGAGAGUGGCGGGCUUGCGGUGACGAUAGUGGGAAAGUCCACCGUGACCGUAACCAUAGGAGGAACCAUUAGUUUCGUCAUACUGGUGCAUCAGUACAAGAACCCUGCUCCUUAUCAGAGAAACCACCUGGGAUUUUACAUCUCCAACAGCAAAGGGCUGUCACAUGACUGUCAUGGACUACUGGGUCAGUUUCUGUAUGAGGAAGUGGGACUCGCAGAGCUUCCUGGCAAUGCCAUGGCAACAGGAGACAACAGCACGUCUGCACGGUCACCCAUCCUGAAGGUCAAAGGGCGUUCAGUGCCGGUGGUCCAGAAGACCCGGCGUAUCUACAGCGGACGUCAGAGCGUGGACUGCUGGUUCGCCAGGAACAACGCAGCCAAGCUGAUCGACGGACAGUAUGAAGAUUAUGUGGUGUCACACCUAUUCGACACAGGCGAUUGGCCCCACGGAAGUAACGGAGCCUGAGACAGGGGCCAAUAAGGAGCCAGCAAUGAACUUGUCCCGCGCACACAGAAACUAUAACCCCAGGUACAGCUAUAGUAGCCAACAUGCUCAUUUCAUACCCUCUGAUGCUAAAACCUCUAAAUCAGCUUUCUUUUUGACCCACAUACUCACACUCCAAACACUACUCAACUACCCAUAGUCACAUAGAGGACUCAUCUUUCGAUCUGUGCCAAAUACAGUUGAAGUCGGAAGUUUACAUACACUUAUGUUGGAGUCAUUAAAACUUGUUUUUCAACCACUCCACAAAUUUCUUGUUAACAAACUAUAGUUUUGGCAAGUUGGUUGGGACAUCUACUUUGUGCAUGACACAAGUCAUUUUCCCAACAAUUCUUUACAGACAGAUUAUUUCACUUAAAAUUCACUGUAUAUCAAUUCCAGUGGGUCAGAAGUUUACAUACACUAAGUUGACUGUGCCUUUAAACAGCUUGGAAAAUUCCAGAAAAUGAUGUCAUGGCUUUAGAAGCUUCUGAUAGGCUAAUUGACAUAAUUUGAGUCAAUUGGAGGUGUACCUGUGGAUGUAUUUCAAGGCCUACCUUCAAACUCAGUUCCUCUUUGCUUGACAUCAGGCAAAAUCAAAAGAAAUCAGCCAAGACUUCAGAUAAAAAAGUCUGGUUCAUCCUUGGGAGCAAUUUCCCAACGCCUGAAGGUACAAUGUUCAUCUGUACAAACAAUAGUAUGCAAGUAUAAACACCAUGGAACCACGCAGCUGUCAUACAUCUCAGGAAGGUGAUGCAUUCUGUCUCCUAAAGAUGAACGUACUUUGGUGCGAAAAAUGCAAAUCAAUCCCAGAACAACAGCAAAGGACCUUGUGAAGAUGCUAGAGGAAACAGGUACAAAAGUAUCUAUAUCCACAGUAAAACGAGUCCUAUAUCGACAUAACCUGAAAGGCCGCUCAGCAAGGAAGAAGCCACUGCUCCAAAACCGCCAUAAAAAAGCCAGACUACGGUUUGCAACUGCACAUGGGGACAAAGGUCGUACUUUUUGGAGAAAUGUCCUCUGGUCUGAUGAAACAAAAAUAGAACUGUUUGGUCAUAAUGACCAUCGUUAUGUUUGGAGGAGAAAGGGGGAGGCUUGCAAGCCAAAGUUAAAGCUUGGUUGCAAAUGGACAAUGACCCCAAGCAUACUUACAAAGUUGUGGCAAAAAAACAACAACAAAAAAGUCAAGGUAUUGGAGUGUCCAUCACAAAGCCCUGACCUCAAUACUAUAGAAAAUUUGUGGGCAGAACUGAAAAAGCGUGCGCAAACAAUGAGGCCUAUAAAACUGACUCAGUUACACCAGCUCUGUCAGGAGGAAUGGGCCAAAAUUCACCCAACUUAUUGUGGGAAGCUUGUGGAAGGCUACCUGAAAUUUUUAAUCAAGUUCAACAAUUUAAAGGCAAUGCUACCAAAUACUAAUUAAGUGUAUGUAAACUUCUGACCUACUGGGAAUGUGAUGAAAGAAAUGAAAGCUGAAAUAAAUCAUUCUCUCUACUAUUAUUAUGUCAUUUCACAUUCUUCAAAUAAAGUGGUGAUCCUAACUGACCUAAGACAGGGAAUUUUUUACUAGGAUUAAAUGUCAGGAAUUGUGAAAAACUGAGUUUAAAUGUAUUUGGCUAAGGUGUAUGUAAACUUCCGACUUCAACUGUAGCGUCUGUGAUAUCAUGGGCAGUGCCAUUGAGGCUAUCUCCAUUUUAAAGUAGUCAAUUUUCUUCUUCACAAUUGGCUGAUCCCUCCUAAUGACCCAGUAGGACAUGACUCCAACUGGGUCACCAGGAGGGAUCAGUUAACGAAGUUGGAAGUCCCACCCAGUUGACUUCAUUAAAAUGGUGGAUGCCCUCAAUAGCACAGCCCAUUCUAACACAGCCUUUUGGCUACUAGAGGCCUCUAUCAUUUUCUAUGCUACUACCGCAUCCACCCAUCCCCCUCCAACCAUGUCUUUCAAUCCAAUUCCUGUUGCCUACUUCCUGUUGUUUUUUCCUCAGGGGUAUCUGCACUGAAUAACCAACCAUCAAUAUUCUUGAAUAUAUUUUUUUACUAUUUUUAAUAUAAAUGUAAUAAGGACAUUGUUUGACGUGUAUCGUUUUAUACUGUCAUUUUAUACAUGUAAAUAUAACCUUUAUUGAACCGGAUGAACUUUUUGUGUGUAAAGGAAGUAAAACAUAAAAACAAUA
Messenger RNA from Oncorhynchus nerka (sockeye salmon), 5303 nucleotides. Its product is annotated as inter-alpha-trypsin inhibitor heavy chain H5-like. Gene Ontology annotation, biological process: hyaluronan metabolic process. The transcript is spliced from 14 exons. Bases 103 to 3114 code for a protein of 1003 amino acids. Gene Ontology annotation, molecular function: serine-type endopeptidase inhibitor activity. The record is from RefSeq and is a predicted model, not a curated record. NCBI's taxonomy places the organism in Eukaryota, Metazoa, Chordata, Actinopteri, Salmoniformes, Salmonidae.